Messenger RNA from Onthophagus taurus, 3757 nucleotides. Its product is annotated as endoplasmic reticulum aminopeptidase 1. Gene Ontology annotation, biological process: peptide catabolic process; proteolysis. The record is from RefSeq and is a predicted model, not a curated record. Gene Ontology annotation, cellular component: cytoplasm; membrane. NCBI's taxonomy places the organism in Eukaryota, Metazoa, Arthropoda, Insecta, Coleoptera, Scarabaeidae. Gene Ontology annotation, molecular function: peptide binding; metalloaminopeptidase activity; zinc ion binding.
UUAUGGUUGGUAGACUUAUAGGGGGAGCAGCGAACCCCUUUGAAAUAUUUAGGGGUGCUAAAAUAGGAGAGUAGGUUCGGUUGGGCGAUAGGAAAAAAUCAAUACGGCAUCUAUCAACCGGUCCGAACGCUAGCCAUCCACACAAUGCACUAGAACUCGGGAAAAGUUGGUACACGUGAUCGUUUGGGACCGGGAAAAAAAGGAAAAGGUUCGGUAACGGGGCGCGAAAAGGAUUGUGGGGUAGCAAUGCGUUCAGUUGGUGAUUAUCCAUCAAUAAAUGUUUGUAGAAAGUGAACGUCAACAGGUACAAGGCAAGAGCAUGCAAGAGUAUUUUGAAGCAUAACCUCUAGUAUUUAGUUGAUUCUUUUUGCGAUGUAAGGGUUGAUUUGCUAGAGUCCGUAAAGUUCAUAAAAAUGACGGGGAAUUCGCCGUCGCCAACAAACGCCGGUGACACCAUCCGCAUGGAGCCGAUGGGGAAGUACAAGCAAACUCAAAACGGAAAUGUCCGGCCACAAGGUACUGCGAUAAUCGCCCGUUCCGUCUCUCAUUGUCAGCCAUCAGAUCCCAUUCAUAAUCCCUAUCACUUAGGCGGUGUUGCAGGCACCGAGAGCCCAGCUGGGCCCACCAAGAAGAGCCUGUAUGAAAACAACGGCGUCGCCACCUGCUCACAAAAACGUGCACUUUUCAUCGCCACCGUCGUCUUUGCCGUACUUUUUGCAGUUGCCCUCAUUAUCGCAUACACUGGACCACAAAGUGAUUGCACGUGUGCAGGAGAAAAACCUCCGAAUUAUGUUGAUGAGGAUUGGAACGUAACGAAGGUAUUCGUCCCGCGGGCUACAAACGGACAGGUCUUUCCAUGGAACAACAUCCGUCUUCCCUCCAUCGUGAAACCGACGAGGUACAACAUCACCAUCCACCCAAACUUGACGACGCUCGAAGUGAAGGGUCAAGUGUCUAUAGAGUUCCACGUCGACAAAGAUACGAAUUUCGUAGUCUUGCACAGCAAGAACCUAACUAUAACGGAUAAGCUUGUCCAGGAUAAGAAGGGUCACAACUUGAGAAUAACCAAGCUGCUGGAAUAUUUACCGGCGGAACAGAUUUACUUGGAAAUCAAGGACAAGUUUAGAAAACGCAACAACUAUACUCUAAGUUUAAGAUAUACUUCCAAAUUGAAUAGGGAAUUUGUAGGUUUUUACAUUUCCAGUUAUAUCAGCAAAGAUGGUGAUAGGAGGUACCUGGCCACGACGCAUUUCGAGCCAACAUACGCUAGGGCUGCCUUUCCCUGCUUCGACGAGCCCCAAUUUAAGGCAAAGUUCAAAAUGUCGAUAUUCAGAGAUAGAUUCCAUAUAGCAUUAUUUAAUAUGCCGGUGGUGACGACUGAAGAAGCCGGAUUUUAUAUGGGAACUGGCUUGCUGCGAGAUGACUUCCAAGAAUCCGUGGAGAUGAGCACUUACUUAGUCGCGUUUAUUAUUUGCGAUUACACCCACAUGAAUGAACAAACAAAGAAAGGCGUUUCAAUUUCCGUUUACACGCCGCCUCCUUUUAUCUCCCAGGCGUCUUUUGCCCUGAAUACGUCUACCCAAAUUAUGGACUUUUUUGAAGACUUCUUUAUGGUGCCGUAUCCUCUGCCAAAGCAGGAUCUAAUUGUGAUUCCAGAUUUUGCCACUGGCGCCAUGGAAAAUUGGGGAUUGAUAACUUAUCGUGAUACUGCCAUCUUAUAUGAUCCAAUAGAAACAUCGACCGCAGCCCAUCAAUUAGUCGCGGUCGUUAUAGCUCAUGAAUUAUCUCAUCAAUGGUUUGGUAAUCUCGUUACCAUGAAAUGGUGGAACGAUCUCUGGCUCAACGAAGGAUUCGCUAGCUUUUUCGAGUACUUAGGCGUUGAUAGUCUCUUUCCGGAGUGGAAGAUGAUGGAGCAAUUCAUCUUAGAUAAAACUCAACCUGCGUUGGCGCUUGACGCGCUCGUCAGUAGUCAUCCCAUUUCUGUCCAAGUACACGAUCCAUCUGAAAUCGAAGCUAUUUUUGAUACUAUCUCUUACAGUAAAGGUGCCUCAAUUUUACACAUGCUGGGAAAAUUUCUACAGGAAAAUCUUCAAAUAGGAUUGAACGAUUAUUUAAAUUCUUACAAGUAUAGUAAUGCCGAUACGAAAGAUCUCUGGAAUGCGUUAAGCAGGAACACAAAUCAAUCUUUGGAAGUAAAGGCAAUAAUGGACACCUGGACGCAACAAAUGGGAUUCCCGCUCAUUACAAUUCGGAGGGAGAACAAUGAAAUCGUAGCCAACCAAGAGAGAUUUUUGCUCACAACCGACGAGCUUAAUAGUACAGCGAGAUUAAUGCCAAAAUCAAAAUACGAUUAUAAAUGGUACGUUCCGCUAUCGUAUUUCUUAGAUAACGAUACCGGAACUGUUUAUAAUAUAUGGAUGAAUAUGACCGAUGUUCGUUUCGAAAUUGAUUCGGAAAUAAAGUGGUUAAAAGCUAACGUGAAACAAUCGGGAUUUUAUCGGGUAAUGUAUGAAGAAUCAAUGUGGAUGGAGAUUAUUUCCACCCUAAGGCGCAACCACAGCGUCUUAAACGCGGCCGAUAGAGCUAGUUUGAUCGAUGACGCCUUCACGCUGUGCAGGGCGGGACUGCUCAACGCCAGCCUCGCUUUGGAAUUGUCCUUGUACCUUAUCAACGAGCGCGAUUACGUCCCAUGGGCUACAGCCAUUGCACAUUUCCAAUCUUGGAGCAGAAGACUAUCCGAAGCGCUUCCUUAUAAGUUAUUCCUACAGUACAUGAGGAAACUACUAACUCCGGUUACGAAACACGUUGGCUGGGACGAAAAGGGGCCGCAUUUAGAUAGAUUGAUGCGCACCGACGUGCUAUCAACCGCAGUAUUAUGCGAAUUGAAUGAGACGAUAUUCACCGCGAGAAAUAUGUUCGAAGCUUGGAUGACCAAGAACCAAUCGAUACCGCCCGAUUUGAAAGAAGUGGUUUAUUCGGCCGGUAUUAAAUAUGGUGGUCUGUCGGAGUGGCAGUACUGUUGGGGAGUUUACAAUUCGAGUAAUGUACCGAGCGAACGAAAACUGCUUCUUAAAGCUUUAGGGGUUGCGUCGGAUCCGUGGUUAUUACAUAGAUAUCUUCUGGAAACGUUGGACCGCAAUAUAGUCAAGCCUCAAGAUGUAAAGACGGUGCUGGCGGUGGUGGCGGCGAAUCCAGAAGGUCGUCUUUUGGCCUGGAGGCAUCUCAAGGCAUAUUGGCCGACGAUGCAAUCUCUAUUCGGGAACUCCACGUUUAUGAUGGGGAGUCUCAUAUCAGCGGUGACUGCCCAUCUAUCUACUCCCUACGACUACUACGAGGUAUCUACGUACUUUAAUGGUAUGGACGUGGGUUCUGCGGCAAGGGCUUUGCAACAAAGCCUCGAGACUAUUAAGCUCAACAUCAACUGGGUGACGCACAACGGUCCCGAGAUUUACACAUGGUUAAAGAAAUACUUUGGAGAAACUGUCGGCAGCGUGUGAUUCCUGAACAUGCGGAUAUAUUUUGUAAUUACCUUUUCUAAAUGACCGUAGCUUUCGACUUGAACUACCAAAGAUUAUUUUUGUAUACCUAGAUAUAUACCUAUUGGAUGUAUAUGCCGCAACUCCAAGAUAUCUAUACAUAUGAAUGUAUCAUAGGUAUAGUUACUUCACAUUAAUAUACGCGAAGAUUGAGGGUUUUUUAUACAUUUUAUUGUAUUUUUAUGUAUCGGCGUGUACAAUAAAAAUAUUGAAAGCCGUAA